AUGGAAGUGAAACUAUGGAAUGACAAACGUGAGAGAGAAAUGUACGAAAAUUUUGCUGAACUUUAUGCGAUCAUCAAAGCCACAGAAAAACUCGAAAAAGCAUACGUUCGCGAUAUAAUCCCAUCAACCGAAUACGAACUCGAAUGCCAAAAACUCAUUGCACAUUUCAAAACACUUUCAUCAACACUAAAAGACACUGUACCCAAUAUCGAAAGAUUCCACAACACUUACAAAAUGGACUGCCCUGCUGCCAUGAACCGCCUCAUAACCUCCGGCGUCCCCGCCACGGUGGAGCACAGGGCGGCAACCACCGCCUCCGGUGGAACCUCGGCUGCUUUUGUGGCGGAAUGCGUGCAGAAUUUUAUCACUGCGAUGGAUUCUUUGAAGUUGAAUAUGGUGGCUGUUGGUCAAGUUUUUCCUUUGCUUUCUGAUUUGUUGGGGUCGUUGAACAAAUUGUCGAUUUUGCCCCCGGAUUUUGAAGGGAAGGUCAAGAUGAAGGAGUGGCUUGGGAGGUUGGCCAAAAUGGGGGCGGCUGAUGAGUUGACUGAGCAGCAGUCCAGGCAACUGCAUUUUGACUUGGAGUCUUCCUAUAAUUCUUGCAUGGCUGCAUUGCCUACUGAUGGGACAUGA
This is a messenger RNA of Lactuca saligna, 630 nucleotides long. NCBI's taxonomy places the organism in Eukaryota, Viridiplantae, Streptophyta, Magnoliopsida, Asterales, Asteraceae. The record is from the annotation of a GenBank genome assembly.